AUGAUGACUUUUCCAAAAACCGAAGCUAGUCGACUUAAUUCGAGUUUGCCAACUUUACAACCAAUGGAUUUUGUUAAAGGGAUAUUACUCUUGAUGAGAGACUCCAACAUGAUGGCUUUUUUUAUGACUCUGCAGCACUUUGAUCAGCAAAAAUACAAAGGUCUUCACCCCAUUUCUCCUGAAGAUCCAAACAGUACGACUUUAAUUCAUGGAGAAGUACCAGGCUUUAUAUGUAGUGAUGGGUUGCAAGUCGUUGCCCAUGAAAUUCUGGGUCAAAGCAUAGGACUAUGA
This is a messenger RNA of Lathyrus sativus (Indian pea), 291 nucleotides long. The record is from the annotation of a GenBank genome assembly. Lineage: Eukaryota; Viridiplantae; Streptophyta; Magnoliopsida; Fabales; Fabaceae.